AUGAAUUAAAAUUAUGUAGCUCCAGAUGUAUGUGUAAUUGAGAUGGACCCUGAAGUUUAUAUUCACAAUAUCAAAGAAUUGAGAGUCUCUACAGGCGAUUAAGUCAAAAUCUGUGCUGUUAUGAAAGCUGAUGCUUAUGGAUAUGGAAUUGAAGUGAUGAUGGAUUCAAUUGUUAAAUCAGGAGUUGAAUAUAUAAGUGCUAUUGAUAAUUGUGAAUUUAGAAUCAUGAAUAAAUGGUUUAAAGAACACAAUAUUAAUCAUGUGAGAUUAAUUAGGAUUGCACCAGCUACUAAAGAAGAAUUGAUUGAAUCUAUGAUUAAUAAUUGGGAUGUUGAAGAAGUAAGAGGAUCAUUAGAAUAAGCUCAAUAUUUUUCCAAAAUUAUAACUGAGUUAUCUUAAACUUGGAAGAGAGAUUUUUGUCAAAAUACAUAUCAAAGUUGAGAGUGCCAUGGGAAGAAUGGAUUUUAGAAAAGUCAUUGAAGUCAAACUUACUAAUAAAUCACUAAUCUAAAAGUGGUAGGAAUUAUGACACAUUUAGUCAGAGAAUAUGACGCUCCUCCAAAUGAUGAAAUUGCCACUAGAACUUAUGUAGAUAUAUUCUAAAACUUUAUAUUUUAAUUAACAUUAGAACCAACUAUCAUUAAACAUGUUGCUAAUUCAGCAGCUUUGGUUAAAAAGAAAUAUAUAUAAUUUGAUAUGGUUAGAGCUGGAUCUAUUGCUUAUGGAGAAGAUAAAGAUUAAUUCUAAGACCCUAGAGGAGUAAUUAAAUCUAUUUUCCAUAAAUGGAGAACCACUGUUGUUAUUAUAUAAAGAGAUGUUCCACCUAAUAGCCCUAUUGGUUACAAUGGAAUCUAAAAAACAAGAUCAGAUAGAGAAUCAAAACAACCACCAUUAGAGUUGGUUAUGAUUAUGGAUUCCCUUAAUAUGGUUAUCUUAACAACCAUUUUGUUUUAAUUAGAGGAAAAAGAUUCCCUAUUAUUGGUAAAACUUCUAUGAAUAUGCUUGUUGUU
Molecule: messenger RNA, 1010 nt
Organism: Paramecium pentaurelia
Lineage: Eukaryota; Ciliophora; Oligohymenophorea; Peniculida; Parameciidae
Source: the annotation of a GenBank genome assembly